UUGCGGGACAGUGAGAGAGAGAGAGAGAGAGAGAGAGAGAGAGAGAUACGUUGAUUGACACCUGGAGUGUCCUGCAGUAAAGAUGUGUGUGGGGAGAUCGUUUAUAUAUAGCGGCGCGUCCGGGCACAUUGUUCAUAAUUGCCACUCUGAAGCCCACUGCGCGGCUCAAGUUGAAGGCUACGGCAGUUAGUACCGCCAGGGAUAGAACAAAGCAAUCCUUUUCGGAAAAAGGACGACUAAAUGCAUCAAUAACACGACUUUGCUUGAAGACACCCAACUCUCAAGUUUGAACUGGUUUCAUUUUGACAUUUUGAACUCAUAUUGAGGCACAGUGCGAACGCCAAGCACAUCGGGACAUCAUGCACUGUCAAGCCGAGUUGAGACUCUCCUCCUCCGGGCAGCUGAAAGCAGCCAGGCGUCGCUACAAGACUUUUAUGAUUGACGAAAUUCUUUCCAAGGAAACUUGUGAUUACUUUGAGAAACUUUCUCUUUACUCAGUAUGCCCUUCACUCAUCGUUAGGCCUAAACCUCUACACUCAUGUUCGGGAUCCUCCUCACUGCGGGCCUACCCCCUUCUCUCAGUCAUCACGCGGCAGCCCCCCAACAUGCCUCCUCACCUCUCCCAGCCCUCAUCUCCCGGGCAGGUUCCCCACCUGCCCCUGCUCUCCCCCCAGCACCACUCCCGGGUCUCCGAGGCCUCCCACAGCGAGACACCAGUCAGCAUCAGCAGCGAGUCAGACACGGAGCACAGCACCACCCGACUGAAGAAACCCAGACGCAGCCGCACCAUCUUCACUGAGCUGCAGCUCAUGGGCCUGGAGAAGAAGUUCCAGAAACAGAAGUACCUCUCCACCCCUGAUAGACUAGACCUGGCCCAAUCCCUAGGCCUCACACAGCUUCAGGUGAAGACCUGGUACCAGAACAGAAGGAUGAAGUGGAAGAAAAUGGUGCUGAAGGGAGGACAGGAGGCCCCCACCAAGCCCAAGGGCAGGCCUAAGAAAAACUCCAUCCCCACCACCGAGGAGAUAGAGGCAGAGGAAAGGCUGGCCAGGCUGGCUGAGGAGGAGAGAAUGAGGAUGGCAGCCGAAGAGGCCUUGGCCGACAGAGAAGCUCCCCCAGUCGGAACCCCAUGACCUCAGCACGGUCGCUGGGGCUACAGAGACCUAAUCCCACGGCGGUGAGCGAGGGUCGAGAGCAGCAAGUGCAGUCACUCCCGAUGCAGUCAGAGACACAUGCUGCCAGCUAAAGAAGACAGUUAUUCAUGUCUGAAUGAAACAGCCAAAGACUGGCGCUGACUGGAAAACAGAAGCACUUACUGUUGUGCCUCAGGAUCACUGAAAAAAGCCUGUCUGGUGUAGAUUAGUCAGUCGUGUGUGAGGUUUGACUAGAGUGGGUGACAUUCAUAGGUACGGUAGAUCAGUUUGGUUUUGCCAUAUCACUUUUGCCAUAUACUGGAAUAAAAUGGUGUUUUAAAAAGAGUUUACAUGUAGAUUUAGGUGUAUAUACAAAUGAAACAUCCAGAAUUGUACAGUGCAUUUUGUCCCUGUGUUUUUGUUUUCCUAUUAGAACAACAUUAUCACCUCCCCAGCCUCAGACCUGCUUGUUUACCGAGAGAGGACUCCUUUAGUCACAUGCUAUUUAGUUUGCCUGAGUGUUGUAGCUAUAUGUAAAUCAAUACUGUGCCACAGAUAUAACACAAAAUGACCACACUGGUCAUAGUGCCUUUUUAUCUCAGAGGAUAUAACAAGCUUUACCAGUCUAGAAACACCAAGGUUUAUUAAUACUAAAUUCAUAUCAAGUGUUCUUUAACAGUGUUUUCCUUUUGCUUAUUAAAAAGAGCAACACUUUGGUAAUUAAUUACUAUAUGCUCUGAAUUACAGUUAACACUGCCAUUGUACUUAUUUUGUCAAGCUUUGAAGGGAAUUGUAUUUCUGUCCAUGAGCUACAGUAUUGUCUUGUUUAUUUGGUCAAUUAACUUGUGUUGUGUUGCUUUACAUUGUAUAGGUUUAAAAAAAAAAAACAUGUCAGAUAACGAUAUACAGUACCAGUGAAAAGUUUGGACAAACCUACUAAUUCAAGGGUUUUUCUUUAUUUUUUAAAACUAUUUUUUACAUUGUUGAAUAAUAAUA
Molecule: messenger RNA, 2129 nt
Organism: Oncorhynchus gorbuscha (pink salmon)
Lineage: Eukaryota; Metazoa; Chordata; Actinopteri; Salmoniformes; Salmonidae
Product: homeobox protein BarH-like 2
Exons: 4
Coding region: 360-1133 (257 amino acids)
Biological process (GO): regulation of DNA-templated transcription
Molecular function (GO): DNA binding; DNA-binding transcription factor activity, RNA polymerase II-specific
Source: RefSeq, a predicted model, not a curated record